Messenger RNA from Protopterus annectens (West African lungfish), 2458 nucleotides. Its product is annotated as isoaspartyl peptidase/L-asparaginase-like. The transcript has 7 exons. Bases 173 to 1102 code for a protein of 309 amino acids. Gene Ontology annotation, molecular function: asparaginase activity. The record is from RefSeq and is a predicted model, not a curated record. Lineage: Eukaryota; Metazoa; Chordata; Ceratodontiformes; Protopteridae.
CCCCAGACUUCCGGAAGGAAUAUGAAUCAUCACAGUAAGACACGCUGGCGCAAUUCGUGCAACAUAACGUAAGCAGACCGAGUUUGUCUGUCAAGCUUUUCACCACAUCGUAUGCGUACGGAAAAGUAGUGAAGAAAUCUUGUAGGAGUCACGCACUUGUCAGUAGAUCACAAUGAGGGCUGUAUUAUUAGUUCACGGUGGAGCUUGGGCUAUACCAGAUAUUCUUGCUGAUGGAAGUAUUGAUGGAGUGAAAAAAGCUGCGAAGGAGGGAUUUAUUAAGCUGGAAAAGAGUGGAAGUGCAGUUGAUGCUGUGGAGGCUGCUGUUCGAAUCCUGGAAGACAUUCCAGUGUUUGAUGCAGGUCAUGGUGCCGUGCUGAAUGCUGAUGGUGAUGUGGAACUGGAUGCAAUUAUCAUGAAUGGUAAAACACUCGCAGCUGGAGCAGUCUCCUGCGUCAAAAACAUUUCAAAUCCAGUGACAUUGGCUCGAUCAGUCAUGGAAAAGACAGACCAUGUAAUGCUUACUGGGACUGGAGCAAAUAAGUUUGCAGAAAAACAAGGCAUUCCUCAGGUUCCUACAGAAGAACUGGUAACGCAGCAUGCAAGAGCUGAAUGGAAGAUGUAUCAGAAAUACAACGAAUCUGUCACAAAUUUGUUUAACACCCAAAUGGUUCAUGAUACAGUGGGUGCUGUUGCUGUAGAUUAUGAUGGCAAUGUUGCCUGUGCCACUUCCACUGGAGGAAUUACUAACAAGAUGGUUGGACGAGUUGGCGACACACCUGUUAUAGGCUCCGGAGGCUAUGCUGAUAAUAACAUUGGAGCAGUGUCUGCCACUGGCCAUGGUGAAUCCAUCCUGAAAGUAAAUCUUUCCAGACUUGUCCUGUUUCAUAUGGAACAAGGAAAAAGUCCAUUGGAAGCCGCUAACACUGCUCUAUGCUACAUGGAGGAUCGAGUGACUGGUCGAGGAGGAGUAAUUGUCGUAAAUACCGAAGGAGACUGGGCGGCACAAUUCAGCACAAACCGAAUGGCCUGGGCAUGCGUUAAAAGCAGGAAUUUGUUCUGUGGCCUCAACCCAGGAGAAUGCUUCAAGGAAUCUCUUAUAUAAGCCCUAUUUGUUAAAAAUUCUAGUUUUGUAAUAUUUUGCAGGACUGAACAUCCCAUUUUAAAAAUUAGAAUACAAAUAAUUGUUUCUGUAACUUAUGUUUAAUUAUAUUAAUUGUUGCUUCUCAGAGGAAAUAUGAAAGAUUGUUUACUAAAUGCAUUUCUUAUUCAUUUAUCUUCUUAACAAAUCCAUCCGGCCUAAUAAAUCGGCAUUGCCUAGUUUGCUAAAGUACUUUGCCCCUAUUUGGCCUUCAUUAUUUCCUGCUGCUAUUAUUCUCAGUCAGUAUACAGUGAACCCUUCAUCAAAUUUUACAAUUUCUUUCACUUACCUUUUGAUACAUUUAGUUUGUUUUCUAUUCACAGUUUUGUGUGGCUUCCUUAAUAAUUCCUCCAUUUUCUUUAUGCUCUUUCCCUUUGAGGACUGUUCUAAAUGCAUGUGGUGUCAACGUGCUUUUGAAACUGACCAUCACUGCCACUCCUAUAUCGUCUGCUUAGGAUUAUACCUUCAGGUAGCUGUGUGGAUAAUUAUUUUAUUUAUUGCGUUUGUUAACCGGGAAAGUCUUCUGGGCCUUCAGCAUCAGAGACGGUAAACGAGUACAGCAUUUGACCAGCUGCAAGAUUAGAUUUUUCAACUUUCAGCAUCAUGUGUUUUUGGAUCUUAGUGGCCUGACUGGGUGGUAUGUAGUCAAUAAGAAGGAGAGGGAGGGGCAUGUUGAAGGCUUGUAUAUGAGUUUAUGUGCAGUGGUUAAUUGUGAAUAAUUGAGGCAGUGUGGGAGUUCAAGCCAGUUUAGCUGUUGUAGAGAUAAGCAGUGGUGUGCUGAGGUUUUAGAAUUUGUUACAAAUUUGGCAAUCUUUUUGUAACAUGAGUCCAGUUUGGUUUUUAGGGAGGACUGGAUAUUGAUGAGGAUUGGGGCACCAAUGUAUGCUGCCAGUUCCGUUUGCUUGGUGGACAGUAUUUUUAUUUAAAAUCUGUUUAGUCAGAUGCAUUUGACCGACUAUACAGAUGGUUGAGUGGUAUGAGAGACUGCACAGUUCUUAGGGUUGGGGAAUAGUCCAUCUCCUCAAUUAUAUGUGACCUUGGAAGUAUAUAAAGUUAGCAUGGGAAAUGGGGGUGGUGGGGCAGAAGGAGGCUUGCCCCUUGGAAAAACAAUGUUUUUCAUUUUUUUUAAGGUUUACAUGGACCAAUGUUGUUUGUCGGCACAUGUGUAGUAAUGCAUCAUCAUUCCAGUUUGCUUUAACCAUCUGGAACGUUCUGAGGAAGCUCUGCAAUAGUACAGUGAAAGCGUGCUCAACUGAAUUGUUUUGCCCUGUUUGUACUUUUUGGAAAUUUUACAUUUGGAUUAAAUAUUUCUACACUUUG